This is a messenger RNA of Chanos chanos (milkfish), 2309 nucleotides long. Its product is annotated as probable ATP-dependent RNA helicase DDX5. NCBI's taxonomy places the organism in Eukaryota, Metazoa, Chordata, Actinopteri, Gonorynchiformes, Chanidae. Gene Ontology annotation, molecular function: nucleic acid binding; ATP binding; RNA helicase activity. Bases 108 to 1970 code for a protein of 620 amino acids. The transcript is spliced from 14 exons. The record is from RefSeq and is a predicted model, not a curated record.
UUUUCAUCCGGCGGAUUCCGAAGCCAUUUUCCCUAUACCGAGAAGAGUUACUCUCCAUUAUUCGCUCUUUGUUUUUUUCUAAUUUUAUUUCUCAGUCAUUUGAAAUUAUGCCUGGAUAUUCAGACAGAGACCGUGGCAGAGAUAGGGGCUCGUAUGGACCUAGCGCACCCCGUUUUGGUGGUGGUCGAAAUGGUCCACCCUCGGGGAAAUUCGGUAAUCCCGGUGAGAGACUGCGCAAAAAGCACUGGAACCUUGAUGAGCUUCCCAAGUUUGAGAAGAAUUUCUACAAGGAGCACCCCGAGGUCACCCGGAGAUCGAUGCAAGAAGUAGAGCAAUACCGCAGAAGCAAAGAAGUAACUGUUAAGGGCAGAGAUUGCCCCAAACCCAUCAUGAAGUUCCACGAAGCCACCUUCCCAAAUUACGUGAUGGACGUCAUUUCAAAACAAACCUGGACUGAGCCAACUCCUAUCCAAGCCCAAGGCUGGCCGCUGGCACUUAGUGGAAAAGACAUGGUUGGCAUUGCCCAGACAGGGUCUGGAAAAACCCUUGCUUACCUGCUGCCAGCUAUUGUCCACAUUAAUCACCAGCCUUUCCUUGAACAUGGAGAUGGUCCAAUUUGUUUGGUGCUUGCCCCAACUCGUGAGUUGGCACAACAAGUGCAGCAGGUUGCUGCUGAGUAUGGGAGAGCCUCUCGUUUGAAGUCCACUUGCAUUUAUGGUGGUGCACCCAAAGGACCUCAGAUACGUGACCUUGAAAGAGGUGUUGAAAUUUGCAUAGCCACACCUGGACGUCUCAUUGACUUCCUUGAGGCAGGAAAGACCAACCUGCGGCGCUGCACCUACCUGGUCCUGGACGAGGCCGAUCGUAUGCUGGAUAUGGGGUUCGAACCGCAGAUCCGCAAGAUCGUAGAUCAGAUCCGACCGGACAGGCAAACUCUUAUGUGGAGUGCUACGUGGCCCAAAGAGGUCCGCCAGCUUGCUGAAGACUUCCUGAAGGAGUACGUCCAGAUCAACGUUGGUGCUCUGCAGCUGAGUGCCAACCACAACAUCCUGCAGAUUGUGGAUGUGUGCAAUGACGGAGAGAAGGAUGAUAAACUUCUUCGCCUGCUGGAAGAAAUCAUGAGUGAGAAGGAAAACAAGACAAUCAUCUUUGUGGAGACCAAAAGAAGGUGUGAUGAGCUGACUAGGAGAAUGAGAAGAGAUGGUUGGCCAGCAAUGGGAAUUCAUGGAGACAAAAGCCAGCAAGAGAGGGACUGGGUCCUGAAUGAGUUCAAAUAUGGAAAGGCUUGCAUCCUUAUUGCCACAGACGUCGCCUCCCGUGGUCUAGAUGUGGAAGAUGUGAAAUUUGUCAUCAAUUAUGACUACCCUAACUCAUCCGAAGACUAUAUUCACCGCAUUGGACGAACCGCCCGCAGUCAAAAAACGGGCACGGCCUACACCUUCUUUACGCCCAACAACAUGAAACAGGCCAACGACCUCAUCUCAGUCCUCCGUGAAGCCAACCAAGCCAUCAACCCCAAGCUCAUCCAGAUGGCGGAGGACAGAGGAGGUCGCUCAAGAGGUGGUAGAAGUGGUUACAAGGAUGAUCGCCGGGAUAGGUAUUCUGGUGGGGGAAGGAGGGAUUUUGGGAGCUAUAGGGAUAGAGAUAAUGACAGGGGUUAUGGUAGCGGACCAAAGACACAGAACGGAGGCUAUGGGGGGAGCAGUUACAACAAGAGCGGCAGUAACAGUAGUAGCUUUGGCAGUGGCUAUGGCAGCAAUGGACAGGCAAACUAUGGUACGUCAAACCAAGUCAAUGCCUUUGGAAACCAGAACUUCCAGAACCAGGCAUUCCCAGGGAGCCAGGGACCAGCCCAAAACGGCAUGAGUCACCCACAAUUUCCCUUUACUCCACAGCAGCCCCCACAACCCCCCCAGCAGCCCCCUCAGCCUAUGGUGCCCUACCCCAUGCCUCCAGCUUUCCCUCAGUAAAACAAAGAAAAAAAAAGAAACGCACAGAAUAAUGAUGUUAUAACUGUUUGUCUUCUUUAAAUUCUUUAUUAUUAUCAUUAUUAUUAUUAUUAUUAUUAUUACUGUCCUUUGUAUUGUUUUUUUUUUUAUUGUUUUGCUCAGAGAAUGGUCGGAGCUUUUCCACAGUCUGACCAUCUAUGUUGAGUCCAAGGGAUCUAAGUGCAACUGAGAAUGUUGCACGUCCUUCACGUUAUGUUUUGUCACAUUCCUCAGUAAUUUAUUUUUACUAGGUAAUGCAGAUUUGGUUUAGUGGAAUUUAAAGUGGUAUGUUUAAGUCUGAUAUGAAGGCCAAGCAUGGUC